CCACCCAUCGUGCAUGUCGCCCACCCUGGUGUCGGCGCCCAGCGGCGCCGAGGAGUUUACGGAGGUGGUGGUGGUGCGGCACGGGGAGACCUCCGGGAACACCUCCCGCAUCCUCCAGGGACAAUUGGACCCAGAGCUAAAUGAGAUUGGUAGACAGCAAGCCCUUGUGGUGGCUCAUCGGCUGUCAAAAGAAGCCAAACCAGCUGCCAUAUACUCUUCUGAUUUGAAGCGUGCUGCUGAGACUGCAAAAAUUAUAGCAAAAGUGUGUGGUGUAACAAAUGUAAGUGCAUUCUGUUCUUUUUUCUGAACGAAAAUUGAAUAAGUGUGUUGCGCAUUCUGUCCCUUUACUCAUUUUUUUUUUCAGUUGGAGCUGAAUGAGGCACUGAGAGAAAUGCACAUGGGAUAUCUCCAAGGCUUGAAAUGGGAUGAUGCUGUAAAGAAAUAUCCAGAUGUUUUCAGAGCCUUUGACAUUUCUAAAAUUGCUGAGAGCAGAAAUCAAGAAAUACCGGUAAAUUCACAG
Messenger RNA from Panicum virgatum (switchgrass), 520 nucleotides. RefSeq names its product phosphoglycerate mutase-like protein 4. Bases 14 to 307 code for a protein of 97 amino acids. Gene Ontology annotation, molecular function: fructose-2,6-bisphosphate 2-phosphatase activity. Lineage: Eukaryota; Viridiplantae; Streptophyta; Magnoliopsida; Poales; Poaceae. Gene Ontology annotation, cellular component: cytosol. The transcript has 3 exons. Gene Ontology annotation, biological process: positive regulation of DNA repair; negative regulation of programmed cell death; fructose 1,6-bisphosphate metabolic process. The record is from RefSeq and is a predicted model, not a curated record.